GUUCAUUUGCUCUUCGUAACCGAAGGAGGGUGGGACGAAAAAGGUGCAUAUCGCACUUGGGGUAUUGCAUUCAAUAUUUUUACCUGAGUUAAUUCGGCGAACGGCUGCCACUGUCUUCCCUUUAGUCAGUAACUAUUCGCGUCUUCACUCGUGUCUUGUGUGGCAUUUUAAAAUGUCGCAAAGAUUGUGGUUGCUAGUGGAAUGGGUGGACGAGCGUGACGUUUUCCCCAGUUAUGGAGUGGUCAAUGUUGGAUCCUUGAUUGGUAAUGAAACGCAGCUACACGUUGGGAAAAUGAUAUUUGUUCGAGAUAAGCACGGGAAUAAUACUCGGCGGGCGCAAGUUAUGAGGAUAUCGGAUAAUAAACACUAUGUGAAAGAACAAAAGAAAUUGGUGGAGAGAGAGGAUCAUCAAGUGAAGAAUGUAUUAUCGCUUUGUAUGCGCACUAUUCGAGAAAUGAAAUCCGGCACAAUGUUUUCCGGGAUCAUGAGUUCCGAUCAACCGUCUCAAGGAGCUUCGACUGGACCGGUAUCAUUGCCUCAAGUGGUGCCGGAUACUGAUAAUACUAGCAGCGAAAGUGAACAGGAGAUGCAUUAUGAAAUCAGCCGACGUCAUAAAAAGUCGUACCAAAAUGCUUACUAUCAUCGUGAUGCUUCCAACAGUCGAAGCAGACAGUCCUCUCGGUACCAGGCUCCAAACCCCAGGAGUCGCUCCAUGAUCUGCAGCACUCCAGUAUCAAUACAAGGCGCACGCAUACCUGUCUUGACCUGCGAACAGAGCACCCAAGUUGACUUCGACGCGGAAGACCGUAAACAAAAGGUCGAGGAGAUGGAGGUUGUCGUUAAAGGCCUCUACGCCCACUUUUUGGAAUUAGUGGCUAGAUGUCAUAACGAGAAUGUCCCAUUGCCGGAGGGUGUAGUUGACCCUUUCGAGCGGAAUGAUGUUCCAGAACGUCAGAACGGAACGAGGUCACCGAUGGAGCAUCCCAACGCAGCGGGGGAGAAUUUGACUGUGAACGGAAACCAUGUGAAAGGCGAAGCGGUUUCGAAUCCUAAAACAUUGGAAGUUCGUCGAGUUUCAGCGCACACGACCAACACUGGCGAACCGUGCUAUAAUGGGAUCGAUUACGAAAUGGUACCAAUUGGAGCUGGAAACGCCGUUGUGCCAAGCAGACUGUUGAACGAUAUAGACUGGACAUCCUAUAGCACCGCCACGAGACAACUUCUGCAAGCAGUGUUUCCUCGCAGAGUACUUGCCACUCAUUCACUGACUGGCAAGCAAUCGCCAGCCUUCAUGAACAUCCCGCCGAAGAAGCGGCUCGACCCUCAAAUCGUCAAUGACAUCGUGGACACCGUUGCUGAACGCUGCGGCGUUUCUAAACGGCUGGUCAGAGGCAGCAUAACGAUCAAAUGCACUGACGAGGCGAAGCUCUACCGCAACCGGCUGCACUACAGGCAGUCUCGCCAGCACCCGAACCAGGAGAAUGUCCCGCCCGGACCGUCCUCGGACGAAUCAUCUACCGUCACCGAAUAAAUUCGUUGUGAUACGUUGACACUUACUAAUAUAAAAAUACGCAAAUUAUAAUGAGCGCUUUUAUACUUUAUCGUGGUCGUCCACGUCAAUAGCACAUUUGACCGUUUCGAUAAAGCAGGACAUAAAUCUACUAGUUUGAAUGCAAAUGCAAUCGCUUUUAGUUUACCGUGGCCGGUAACGGAAUAUUGUGGACGUCUGAUCCACGAUAAUUUAAAAACGACUGCACACGAUAUACAUUUAGCGUCCCUGCUUUUUAGAGACGGUGAAACUUGGAGGCCGUGGACAUCCACGGUAAAGUAUAAAAGCGUCAAUUCAAUAAUUGGGUACUUCACAAUAAUUACAAGGAAUUAGCUCUUAUUGUCCAAAGUAAAUUAAAAUACAUAGAUGUCAUAUGAAAUAAUAACUAAUCAUGACUUCUUGUAGUUGGGGUUUGGAUCGAAAAAGCGUCUUGAUAUGAUUUGAGGUUGACUCCUGAAGAUGCAAUCUUGACCGCACGAGAUUAUGAUCUUUAUCCGCAAACCAAACUUCAAACGGACGACCAGAAUCAUGUUACUGUCUCUUUCACUCUUGUUAUGACAAUGCAAGAUGAGAAGUUUUAUGACCCCGGUUCUCAGAUUGGUUUACUCACGGUCUGGUUGAAGUCCAGCAAAAGCGGGAGGCAUUUGUUUGCUAAAGUGAUUUACUUAGGUCACAUCCUUUAUCAUCCAUUCUCAUCUCACAAAUAGCCGUCUCCUAUUCGUGUAGGACCGUGACACAUUCGAUUUUAAAUGAAAUAUGUUGGGAUUUCACAGUUCCUUGGAACAUAUAGGAAGAUUCCUUGAUUCUGAAGGGUCUGUUUGACAUAUUUUGAGAUGAACUUAUAGUACCUAAAAAGCGGUAGAAUGUCAAAUUAAAUCUAGGCAGUAUCCAUGAUAUUCACGAUAGUUCAAUAAAAAAUUAAGUUCAUCUUAAAUAAUGUCAGCUAACUUGAAAGUUCAUUUUUGCGUAAUUAGUCAGAAUUUGUCAAAAGAUGUCUUUUGUCUCAAAUGGUUUUAAAUAUAACCAGCAGUGCCUUGCUCCAACGUUCCUACUGUUCAAUUAACUACAAACCACGCCAUACAAUGAAUAAAAAUAUAAC
Molecule: messenger RNA, 2648 nt
Organism: Cydia strobilella
Lineage: Eukaryota; Metazoa; Arthropoda; Insecta; Lepidoptera; Tortricidae
Exons: 7
Coding region: 173-1531 (452 amino acids)
Biological process (GO): negative regulation of Notch signaling pathway; positive regulation of neuron differentiation
Cellular component (GO): nucleus
Molecular function (GO): transcription corepressor activity; DNA binding
Source: RefSeq, a predicted model, not a curated record